CUCGAGUAUCUCAAGAAAAAGGAAGGUCUUCGGGAAUUCUGUUCAGCAGAAUCCGAGUCCACUAGCCCUCCUCAGUCCUCCCCAGGGAUUUCGACUUCCCCGAGACACCAUCGCUACGACGAGCAAGCAGAGCACCAUCUCGGCUGCCUUAAACUGUCUCUCCGCCGGAUACUACACCCGCCGCCGCAGCGCCGACCUUGUCUCAAUCGAGCGGAGCGGGCGAUCGGAUUGGUUGCUUCCUUCCCCCAUCUCAUGUUGGUGGACUGAGAGAUGGAGUUUUGAUUUCAAAUAGCAUCUAGAGAACUGCCACUAAGUUUUUAAGUUAGUAUAUAAUGGGUGGCUGUUGUUGCUGUUCGUCGAGAACAUCUGAAGCCGAUAGAGCACCAAUUGAUAUAUAUCGUCAACAAAAUCUUGAGGAGCAUGAGCCGCUGUCUUCAGCUUUUGAUGGAUCAUCUCCACCAUCUUCAAUUGUUGCAGUAGACACAAAUCUGGAUACUUCCACACCUGACACAUAUCGAGCACCACCUGCACCCUUGCCUUAUGAUGUUGUUUUGGCAGUCCCAACUACCCCUGGUUUGGAGAAGCUAGACAACAAGAGCAAAACUGAUGACCAACAAGAGUCCAUAAAUGAUCAGGAGUCUUUAAAGGUGGAUGAGUCAUGUAAGAAAAAUGUCACUGAAGAUAAGGCUGAGGAGGAGGAUGUUUGUCCUAUCUGCCUUGAAGAAUACGAUGAAGAAAAUCCCCGCUCUGUAACUAAGUGUGAGCACCAUUUCCAUCUUUGCUGCAUUCUUGAAUGGAUGGAGCGAAAAGAUACUUGCCCAGUUUGUGACCAGACAAUUUUGGUGGAUGAGAUGUCCGAAUAGACUUGGUAAUCCUGGUGGAUCAUCACUUGAAGCUGUUUGUUACUGAGGAAGUGCAGGCAACAACUACUACACUCUUGAUAUUCGUCCAUUCUGGGUGGCUCUCAGAGUAAUGAAUUGAUGGGGCAAAAAUUGAAAGGAUGAACGACAUGAAAUGUAUUUACGCCCCCUCCUUUACCCUGCAUUCUGUGUCAUGCUUUUGCUGUUCAUAGCAACAGGUGGACUAGGAAACUGCUUGGUUGAAUUAUAUAUAGAGAGAGAUAUGUCGGCUUGCAGGUUGAUUCAGUUAAAAGUGCAAAACUAUGCCAUUUCGCUUUUCUGAAUUCAGAGUUUCAGACAUCUGCUGGUUCUUCCAGGAAUCCAGUCAGCUUUUUACAUGGUAUAUUAGGUGGUUGCAGGUAAAAAUGGUCUAGAUGGAGGUGGGGGUUUCUUUGUAUAAUCCACAUGCUAUUCAAGCUUCCUGUAUAUAAUAUUUCCUGUUUUCUUCGAUUUGUCUAGUCAGGCAAGUUUCAGGGAUAU
Zea mays is the source of this 1379-nucleotide messenger RNA. RefSeq lists its product as uncharacterized. The record is from RefSeq and is marked provisional. Lineage: Eukaryota; Viridiplantae; Streptophyta; Magnoliopsida; Poales; Poaceae. Gene Ontology annotation, molecular function: ubiquitin-protein transferase activity.